AUGGUGGCCAUUAGUUUCUUAUUCAAUGGAAAUGCUGCGCCGUUGAAUGUCAACCGGCCGGAUAAAGCUUUGAACGAGGACAUAAUGAUAUACAUAAAUGGCCAACGGAUGACGUACGAGGCGUUAAAAAAAGCGGAUCCACGUCAGGAUAUCAUAUACUUGAUCAGCCAUGAGCACAUGAAGAAACACAUUAAUUAUUUGAAGGAUCUGAUUUCGCAUUACGAUGGUGUACAUGCUUUUAUACCUUAUCUGAAGAACAUCAUUAAAUAUUGCCAACGUAAACUGGAUGGAGCAAAGGAAAAACCUUAUGUAACAUUUAACCGUGCGGAGUUUCGUACAGAGUACCCCGCAAUUUUCCGCGGUAUCGACAGGACUCCGUUGCAACCAAUAUCUCCCGCCUACUAUCGGCAGGUAUUGUUAGCCUUGCAUCGAUUUAGCGACGCACCUUUACAAACGCAGGGGUUCCUAAUGCACACUUGGAUGUUUCUUUGUCAGCGUGUUUAUGAGGCGAGCAUUACUGAAAUGCGAACACUGGGGGUGGCAAACACGGCAAUUCGUUCCCCAGAAAAAAGAAACGAUACCACUCCAGCUAAUACCGUGGUCAAUGGUGACACCAGCAGUAGAAAUGGUACAACAGUGAGUGGUGAUAAUACACCCAAUGCCUAUGAAUUGCUGUAUUCAACCUCUGCAGGAAAUACGUCCACCUCACCAUAUGUUAUAGGAUCGCUGGGUGCAUGGGAGCCAGCGCCAGAUCCACCAUUGGACAAUUCGAAUGGAUCGGUCGAAACGGCCGGACGUUCCAAUGACAAUGCGCAUGGGCACCAAAAUGCGAGUGAGAAUGAAUGGGACGCUGAAUGCGAUGACGACGACUCAUUUUCUAAUUUGUGUACCCAGCCCGAAGAGCCUGAGGAGGAUGAUGCAGAUUGGGACGCAUACUUUAAAUCAUUCUUACAGCGCCUUAAAAAAAUACCGAGGGGGAACUUGCGUAGCGGUGCUCCUUCGACCUAG
Messenger RNA from Babesia bigemina, 1008 nucleotides. RefSeq lists its product as hypothetical. Bases 1 to 1008 code for a protein of 335 amino acids. NCBI's taxonomy places the organism in Eukaryota, Apicomplexa, Aconoidasida, Piroplasmida, Babesiidae. The record is from RefSeq and is a predicted model, not a curated record. The transcript has a single exon.